CCUCCCUGCUAAAAAAAAACAGGGACGGCGACCGCUCUUCACCGCUGCCCCUUUCUCCUCUCGGGCGUCGGCAGAUCUGCGCGGGCCGCUAUCCUCUCCUUCCAGACAGGCGACAGUCCUUCCUAGCCAUGGCUGUUAGGCACACCAUUAUUCUGAUGCAACCAUCCCAAAACAGGAGCCCCAGGACGCUCAUGGAUUAUAAUUCAAUUAACCAUGCAUUGGAUGGAAUCUGUGGUCUCUAUGAAAGGAAAAUCAGGGAUAUCAACCCAAUGAUCCCGAACAUAACCUAUGACAUCACCGACCUGUACAACUUCAUCGACGGCCUAGCUGACAUCAGUGUGCUAGUCUAUGAUCAUGAAAUCCAUGCGUUUCUGCCGUAUGACUGGCAGUGGAUAAAGCAGAAGUUGUUUCAGCACCUUAAGAAGCUGGCUCAAAGAUAGUGACUGGACCUGUCUGUCAACGACUUCAACGAGGACGAGAUCGAGGCUUGAGCUCCGCUUCUCUGUCCUGUCCACAGCAAGUUAUGCAUGCUUACCUUUUCUCUGCCCAGGUUGAAUCCUGCACCCAUGCUAGGUAACCUCUUUUUUUCUUGAUGUUGGACAAUGCACUUUUGGAUGUUUGAUGAAUUGUUUCUCGCCAAUGCUUCAAAUCUAACUACAAGGAAUUUCCUCUGGAAUAUUUGACAAUUUACUAACAGGAGAAGUCUUCAUUUAGUAUGUCUUGCAUGGUCAUGUUGCUCUUUUAAAUUGUGGUUGUGAAGGAUGAUAUCCCGGAGAAGAGCUACAUUGGCUCCUUUGGUUAAUUGUUUAAUGUGUGCUUGACUGUUUUCUACUAGCAUUGAGCAUAGAUGAACGGCACCAUGUCGGCGAGGAGUAGCAGCAGUAGGUCGGCUCAGUCCGAAUGGCAAUUUUCUUUGUUGUUUUCUAUUAUUCAACCACAUAUGUUCGUCUCUUUCUAAUGGCCCAUGUAACUUCAAAAUCUGCAGUGCCAUAUUUACUUGCACUUUGUUCA
Molecule: messenger RNA, 1011 nt
Organism: Triticum dicoccoides
Lineage: Eukaryota; Viridiplantae; Streptophyta; Magnoliopsida; Poales; Poaceae
Product: enhancer of rudimentary homolog
Exons: 5
Coding region: 129-440 (103 amino acids)
Source: RefSeq, a predicted model, not a curated record